This is a messenger RNA of Terrapene triunguis (Three-toed box turtle), 279 nucleotides long. RefSeq names its product translocase of outer mitochondrial membrane 7 (gene TOMM7). Gene Ontology annotation, biological process: protein import into mitochondrial matrix. Gene Ontology annotation, cellular component: mitochondrial outer membrane translocase complex. The annotation marks the transcript as partial. Lineage: Eukaryota; Metazoa; Chordata; Testudines; Emydidae. The transcript has a single exon. The record is from RefSeq and is a predicted model, not a curated record.
AGCAGGUAGCUACGUCCCGGCGGUCCCGCGGGCGCCGCGCCUGCGCAGUUACAAGCCCUGAGGCCGCGCGCACCGCUCCCUGUCUCGCGCUGCCGGGAUGCCGAAGCUGAGCAAAGAGGCCAAGCAGCGGCUGCAGCAGCUCUUCCAGGGCAGCCAGUUCGCGAUCCGCUGGGGCUUCAUCCCCGUCGUGCUCUAUCUAGGUCAGUGCCCGGCCAGGGGAGCGGAGCCGCGCUGUCCCCGCUCGGGGAGCCUGCCUGGUCACGAGGCCCGCUUGGCCGC